AUGGAAGCGGGCCAUUCGCCCGAGCACGGAUGGACGCAGCUCGCCCAGGGCGGGCGCGGGGGUGGCCAGCAGUGCCCAGGAUCCGCGCGCGCAGCGGCCGCGGCGAAGGGCCGGGGAGCGAAGGUGCGCGUGCUCUGGAUCGCCUCCCGCAAGGAGCUGUGGACUAAGGGGGCGACGUCAGGCGACACGCUCGACCCAGUGGAGGCGGCACGAGGCGCUCGUGGUGCUGCUGGUCUCCUCCGCGUCCCGGAGGGCGACGACGCCGCCGCCGUCCUGGAACGCAGCGCCUGGGACUGGAGACGAUGA
Prorocentrum cordatum is the source of this 306-nucleotide messenger RNA. The record is from the annotation of a GenBank genome assembly. Lineage: Eukaryota; Dinophyceae; Prorocentrales; Prorocentraceae.